AUGGGGCGGUCAAGGACCUCAAUUGAUAAACGUCUUCUUAUAACACUUCCUCUACUUUCAAAACUAGUUCAUGUACUUCCAAUAAUAUGUACAAAUCUAUACGAAUCAAAAUUAUUUCAAGCUCAUGACAUUAAAUUAACCUGUUCUCAAAUUAUAAUUCAUCUUCAUCACUCUAAAACAGAUCAAGUUAGUCAGGGGACAAAAAUAAAAAUUCCAAAAGCAAAUGGUACACUUUGUCCUUUGUUUUAUAUGUUUGAAUUUUUUAAAUCAAGACCUAAAUUUGACGGUCACCUUUUCUGUCAUUUCGACACUAAGCCCCUGACUAAAUGUCAAUUCACGAGUGUUCUAAACAAAUGUUUGAGGCAAUUAGGGGUGGAAUCUAGGUAUUAA
Messenger RNA from Patella vulgata (common limpet), 390 nucleotides. RefSeq lists its product as uncharacterized. NCBI's taxonomy places the organism in Eukaryota, Metazoa, Mollusca, Gastropoda, Patellidae. Bases 1 to 390 code for a protein of 129 amino acids. Gene Ontology annotation, molecular function: DNA binding. The record is from RefSeq and is a predicted model, not a curated record. The transcript has 2 exons.